This is a messenger RNA of Uranotaenia lowii, 730 nucleotides long. RefSeq lists its product as uncharacterized. NCBI's taxonomy places the organism in Eukaryota, Metazoa, Arthropoda, Insecta, Diptera, Culicidae. The coding region runs from base 65 to 385 and encodes 106 amino acids. The transcript has 3 exons. The record is from RefSeq and is a predicted model, not a curated record.
UUUUUCGUAGUGAUACGGACCGAAACGAUUCCUAGAAGAUUCAGUGAAGUUAAAACGAAUCAAAAUGAGCAAAUUAUUGUCUGGGCCUGGAGGUUACUGCAGCCGGGAAACAUUGCUUGAAAACCAAAGCCAAUUUUGGACACGAAUCACAGUGUCAGGAGUUUCCAUUUCAAACAAGGAGUCUGAAUUGCCAGAAUCGCUGAUAGGAGAGCUUCCGACAGUCAUCCCAAAAGCAGGCAAAUUGUUCUUGCUGGAUUUUUUUGGUUUGCGUGAGCUAGGACAAAUUGGCCCAUAUCUUCACUGGUUUUAUGUUUUGGAUACUUUUAAAAAGUGGAACGGUGAAUACGAGGAAUCCGUCGCUACGGGAAGUUCACCAAGCUGCUAAUCUGUGAGCUGCCGUCCCAGCACUUAGCAGUUUUCGAAAUUUUUGUAAGUUUAACAGAAUUUGAGUAAAUCAUUUUUUGGUUAUUUAUUUCAGUUCAUUACAGUAGCAUGUAUACUAUAGCCACUGAUCAUACUGACUUGACUCUUAGAACAAAAAUCGAUUCCAUUUAUGGCUAAUUUUUUUAUAUUGCCAUCUAUCGGCGGUAUUUCGUACUCACACUCUCACCAAAGCAAGUGAAAAAUUUACCACCACUACUAAUGGAAAUUUGACACUUCAAAAUCGUGAUCACAACAAACCGCAACAACAAAUCAUAAUUACCAGUGAUGUGUUUACUCCAGCCACAGA